Messenger RNA from Orbicella faveolata, 4194 nucleotides. RefSeq names its product CST complex subunit CTC1-like. Gene Ontology annotation, cellular component: CST complex. Gene Ontology annotation, molecular function: telomeric repeat DNA binding; single-stranded DNA binding. The record is from RefSeq and is a predicted model, not a curated record. NCBI's taxonomy places the organism in Eukaryota, Metazoa, Cnidaria, Anthozoa, Scleractinia, Merulinidae. Gene Ontology annotation, biological process: telomere maintenance via telomere lengthening; positive regulation of DNA replication.
UCCUCUAUACAGGUAUAACCCCUACCGCGACCUUGAUUAUUCUGGAUAUCACAAAAACCUCAUCCAAAUAUUUUCCCCAUCGGGCUAAUUUCUUAGUAAACAUGGAGUCCACAAAAUCUGCUCAAUGGAGGUGGCCGGUUAAUGGGGUUUUAUUAACAGCAUUUUACUGGCAAUAAUUUCGGGACUUUGAUAACUGGCCGUUGAAUAAAGGGUGACCGCUUAAUAGGUAGCCGCUUGAUAGAGGUUCGACUAUAAUCUCCAAUCUCGAGUUAAUGUUACGUUUUCUCCUCACAAUUUUCUUUAAUAUCUUAAGUUACUUUUGUCAUGCGUUUUGAAAUUAAUACGUUUCAGGGUGUGAUUACUAAUUGCCUAAAACCCGAAGCUGGAGUAUUUGAACUGGACAAUAAAAUAAGGUUGUAUAUUAGUCACCAGCCUUCUCCGAAUCUGGGUCGUGGCCUACGUGUUGGAGCGCACGUGACUACUCACAAUGUUCACCUGUGUAAGAAAGGAAAGAAAACUCUGGGACUGUGUUGCUGCACGCAAAGCACUGUGGGAGUGGUGAAGUUUUCACCUCUGGCGUCACCUUGGAAGCCUUACAAUCCUUGUGUGAGUCCGUUGGCUCUGUUAGCACAGAAUCUCACCCUGGCUGAUUAUGUGGACUUGCUUGAGAUGUGCGAGAAAGUUCUUGAUAAAUUUUCACAUCUCUACAGGACAAGCCAGCUGGUCUCUUACUCUUCAAGACAGAAUAGAGAAUUAAAGGAAGAAAGUGUACUGGAAUUGUUGCUCUCCUUCGUAAAACGAACCUCAGCUGCCGCAAACGUACAACCAAGAAACAUCUAUGAUGAAUUUUUCGAGUUACCUCACAAGUGUCAUCCAAACCGAGCCAGUGUACUGACAUUUCCUUGGCUUCCGACAGUUAAGGAAUUCCUUGAUGCUGUGAGCCAGAAUAUCGCUGAUAAGCCAUGGCUGAGCGGGCUGAUGAGUAGCACAACUACAACAACACAGGAAAAUGAAGACUGGAUGUACAAGAUGGUGUCUCAAGAUUGCUUUAGCCGUCCAUUGAUUCUUGUUGGCUGUCUUCGAAGUUCUUCAAGGACUGGUCAGUUGAAAUUGCUUGACCAAACAGGCGAAAUCUCCUGCAUGAUUGCAGCUGGUGACCAACAAUCCACAGGACAUGAUUGUACAACACAUUGUUGCAAAGAAUCGUGUUUUGACGACAAGUGUGCCAGAUGUCCCUACGCGCAGACCUGGCAUACUGACGCUAUGCUUCAAAUCAGCAAGUUUGAGGUUGUCUUGGAGACAUUUCACCCGAGAAAUCUCCUUCAUGAAGAUUUUUCCGCAGAUAGAAAUCGACUUUAUCUUCAGUUUUCCUUUGAUAACGUAGAAAUUGUGAUUUCUAAAGACACUUGCAGAAAACCAGAUUGCAAGCGGAAGACGAGACGUUCAGGCAACGGGAAAGGAAAUUCUAAAACGUGUGCUUUGGUUAAAAGCUUGAAUGAAGAAGCCAACGCGACUUUGGGCAAGAGAGUUAAUGGAUUUAUCUGCAAGAUUAUUUUUGUUGUCAGGAUCUGCGAAGUUGCCGCCCUGAGAAGAGUGCAAGAAGAGCUGUGUUAUCCUUGCGGUGUGGAAAUCAAAGUCGUGGCUGUUUACAGAAACGACGUUGAAAAAGCCGCUGGAAAUAAGAGUUUUGCCUCGGAACGAAUAGAUUCAUCCUGUUUAAACAUAUCUGAUUUUCUCUCAGAAUUCAAACUACAAAGCAAAACUGCUGCACUAAGACUGGUGAAGAGAAACUUGUGCUGGUCGCAGUUUCUUCAUGCUGGUUGCUUUUACGUCAUCACCGAAACAGUUCCAAAUGAAAAAAGUUCCCGGAUCUUACAAAAUGGUAACUUACAGGCACUGAUCAACGUCAGUUCCGAUAUGCUGUUAGAGAGAAUUUGCUGGUGUAAAAGGUGCAGCCUUGCACCAUCAAAAGAUGCAGUAAACAGCAUGGAAAUCGUGAAAGCGCUUGACGAGCUGAAAGAUGAUUUUUUGAAAACUGAUAGAUUGCAAACUGUGGAUGCUGUUCUUAGUGAUGCUUCAUGUAAGGGAGACGAAGGUGACAAAUCAUUGGAACCAAGUUGUUCUACAAGCACACAAGUCAGCUUCCGAGCUGUUUUUGUCAGUCGAGAACUGCGCCAGUCAGACACUGCUGGCCAGCUGCUUCCUAAUGAGCUUGUGGAAGUACCAAAGCUUGGUCCAGUUAAAAUGGCAACUAUAAAAGAUCUGCAGCUAGCCCUUACUCUUCUAAAAAAUGCCAUUAUACAGUUAAGAGUUCGAGACCUUGAAUCGUCAAACACGAUUUCUGUCUACCUGGACUUGAGGAGAACAACAUAUAUUUGUGGGAUGUUGCCUGGUGCUAUUGUCCAGUUUCGUAGGUUGGUGAGAAAAUUCUCCCGCUCAAGAAACGUGUAUUGUACCUUUGAGGCGUGCUCCUCAGUUUUCGUGGAGCGACGCGCAAUUACGAGCCUUAACGACGUUCAGCCGAAUCCACAAUUUUCGGUCAGCGUUACAGCAUCAAGAUCUGGCGAAGAAACCAAUAGGCCUCUUGCACAGCGCCAACUCAUCGAACUCAUUCAGAGUGAGGCACAAGGGAAAUUUGUGCAGACCAUUUCAUUUGUGCGUUGCCGAGUAACGGCUGUACAAAAAGCGAGUCUGCGAUGGCUCUGUAAACGUUGUGGGGAGCUGGUAACGAGAAAUGAGUGUACCGCUGGAUGUUACAGCUCGAAAGGCUACAAAAUUAAUGCUGAAGUCAGGUGUGUGGUGGAAGACGGCACAGGUGAGGCUCAGCUGUAUGUUUAUGACGACAUUGUGGCUACAGUGCUGAAGUUGUCCAGUCAGCAGUGGCGGCAUCUUCAGGAUUUGGCCAUGCGCACCGGAGAGUUAAUGUACCAGCGGUACAAAUGGUUUGGCGGAAACAGUCGUCCGAAGCUCAAUCAAGGAAAUUUAUCGUCGAGAGAAACAGACGCUAAAAUGAUCUUUGAAAAUCACUGUUGUUCAUCCCAAGUCAAACGGCGAAUCUUGUUGGAAUGUAAGCUGUUCCGCUUCAACAAGAGUGGAGGUGACGGAGCAAACCAAGGGCACGAGUGUCGUAGUAUAACUGUAGGUUCAACAGAACACAGCACUUUUGUGUUACCAAAACUCCUCUUAAGAGCAGUCUCUAUCACUGAGGUGCCCGCGCUGGAAGAAAUUCGUCAGCUGCUACAACAAGUUGUCGAUGGAUGACAAAAGUGAUUCCAUACCACAGGGACAUCAACUAUUAUAUGUUGAACAUUUAAUCUUCAAACCACAGGGACAUCAACUACUACAACACGUUGAAGUGAACAUCUAGUCUUUGCCGUAAAUUCCUUGUACCUUGGUCUUGUUGAGGGACGUUUUGCACGGUGUGACGUUGGUUGUGUAGCGGUAAACAAUAUGUAAAGUUCCGUUAUGAAGAGAUAUAGCUAUGCACGUCACAGGACUCGAAUGUCAGCAAAGGGAUAGAUCUAGAGAGUAUGAAGCGUUCCACGUUGAACGGUUUAGAAGAAACAACAGUUUUAUUACUACUGAAUCAAUGUUACAAGGAAAUACACAAGCCUCAGAUAGUAAAGUCUAGGCAAGUGGGUUAAAUUAUAAUUCUGAUCAAUUUGGUGGCCGGAGACGCAGCGGCCAAAUGUUGAUGACUAAUAUAGUUAUAAACCAUCUGAUUGUAAAAAGAACGCCUGAUCACAGGUUACUGAAGGUGGGUCCAUUUCAAAGGUGAUGUUAUGCUAACUGGAAUUUAGAGCUCCGACAUUGUACCGUGAAUGACAUAACAAACAUUAAACAAUCUUACUCUUGGUUAUGUACAUUAAAAUUAUUUUCUACAGCAAACCAAAACCUUUAAUAUCUGCAUAUAAUUAUUCUUACCCUAUCGUUUCUUUAAAGAAAGAGUUCCUCUGCGGGAAAAUGCUAUUAAAAGAUAACAUGUUAUGUCCUCUAUAAUAUAGUACGCUUUUGUAGGCUUCUUGAAAUCUUCUUUUCACCAAGCCGUAAAUCAGAAUAUUUACAGCACAGCCACUUGCAAUAAAUGUAAAAGUGCUAGAAAAAAAAAAAAGCCUUGAAACAUGUAAUAGACAGAAGGGUUCCAACAAAUGAUUAAUGUAAAAAUGGUAGUGAAUAAUAAUGUUAAAAUUUGGA